GAACAAACCCACUGAUUUCCACAUUGCAUUCAUUCCUAUGGAAGACCACACGCGGUCUGGCAUACACAAUACAUUACACAUUGUACACACACGUAGGGGAUAUCGCACCAGCAGACGUCUGCUAAAUCUCGUCUGGUCUGCGAAAAAGUGUCAGAUUUCUCACUCGAAUUUCUCCAUUUCUGAAUCGCUAUGGGAACUCAGUAGUGCCGGGAAUUGUGACAUGGAAGGCGUGUCUUGAAGAAAUUGCCAUUUUCAACGAAAUUCUGAGGAGAAUAGACCCAAAUAUGGAUUGAUUAUUGAAGCCUCGUGUGUGACUGGAAACUUUUUUCGACUUCUGGCAGGGCUACAGGAUUCAGCAUCAAACUGCGUCGCAUUGGACGGGUUUCGCGAUGUCUGAUUCGGCGUCCAUUGCCGGUUCUUCCGUGGCCAGCAGCACGUCUUCGGGACCCGUGCCCCCCGGCAGCGCCGGCGGAGCAAUCCAGCAGGGACUCGGUACCAAUGGACGGCUGUUGAUGCUCGGCUUACGAGGGGAAUGGGGAACUGUGGAGGCCCUUUUACGAAAUGCAGAAAAGGGGGACCCGGAGAUCAACAGACAAGAAGAGGAAACCGGAGUUACUCCGUUUAUGCUUGCUGUCAAGGACAACAAAAUUGUUGUAGCAGAAAGAUUAAUUGAGCUCGGAGCACACAUCAAUGCUAAAUCUAAGGAUGGACGUACGGCGAUCCAUUACGCAGCCGCCUCGGCCAAGGAUGAGAUCACCAAACUCCUCAUAUCCAAGAAGGCUGAUAUGACUGUAGUCGGAGGGCCUGCAAAUCAGCUUCCCAUCCACAUGGCCUCAGCAAGGACCAGUGGUGGUUUACUGCAAGUGCAGCAGCUGCUCAAGACGUCGGGAAAGGAUGCCAGGCUAGCGAAAGAUGCGAAUGGUUGCAUUCCCCUCUUCCUUGCGGUCGAGUCGGGCAACAUCUCAGUGGCCCGGGAGCUACUCACUCACCAGCGUGAGGAGCAACUCAAGGUGGUGAGGUCAGAUACGGGGGAUUCCCCGCUCCACGCAGCCUGUCGACGCAAGGAGCCGGAUCUCAUCAAGCUACUGGUGGAGUGUGGGGCUAGCGUCAACCUUCAAAAUGAUGAAGGGCACACCCCACUUCACAUCGCUGCUUGGGUCGGAGACGAAACCACCUUGAAAUAUUUCUACCUGGCUAAGGCUGACGCCAACAUACUGGACAAGCUGGAUCGGUCGCCGGUCCACAUCGCUGCCGAGAAUGGCCACACCUCUAUCGUGGAGUUACUCGUCGACAAGUUCAAGGCUAACGUGUCAGCGAGAACCAAGGACGGAAGUACGCUGAUGCACGUUGCCUCACAAUGUGGCCACCCAGAGACCGCCCUGAUGUUCCUCAAAAAGGGAGUGCCUCUUCACAUGCCAAAUAAGGCUGGUGCAGUGUGUCUCCAUGCAGCAGCGAAGCGUGGUCACGUGGCUGUAGUCAAGUCAUUACUGCAGAAGGGAGCACUGGUCGACGCCAAGACAAAGGAUAACUACACAGCGUUACACAUAGCAGUACAGCAUUGCAAACCCCUGGUUGUACAGACAUUACUGGGUCACGGUGCCCAGGUCCAACUCAAAGGAGGCAAGGCUGAGGAAACGCCCCUUCACAUUGCAGCUCGUAUCAAGGAAGGGGAGAAAGUGGCGGAGAUGCUGCUCAAGAGUGGAGCUGAUGUCAAUGCAGCCAUGGGGAACGGUGAGACGGCCAUGCACACUGCAGCUAGACACGGUCACUUGUUGAUGAUGCAGGCAUUGCUAGAAGAAGGAGGGGAUCCUGUAUGCCAAUCAAAGUCUGGUGAGAAUCCUCUUCACAUCGCUGUCCGGCGUUCGCAUUAUCCCAUCGUCAAGGAGAUCAUACAAUUCCUGCACAAUGAAAUGUCACGUCUGGACGCCGUCAUGGCAGUCAAUGAGCAAAGCAUGGAAGGGGAAACGCCACUUCACUAUGCAGCUGAAAUCACUAAACAGAUGAUCCACUACUCUGGGGAGGACACCGACAUUAUGGAGCUAUUACUGAAGUAUGAUGCAGAUAUCAACCUCAUAACCAAACUGACCCAAGAGUCCUCGCUUCACUACUGCGCUAGAGCCGGCAAUAACGACAUCAUGAUUAAAAUGGUGAACCACCUCGGACCUAACAGGACACAGCUGGCGGUCAACAGGCAGAGCAAGAAUGGCUGGUCCCCACUCUUGGUCGCCAGUGAAGAAGGCCAUGUUGACAUUGUCAAACUUCUCCUGCAAAACAACGCCAGAGUUGAUGUUUUCGACGAGCACGGCAAAGCAGCGCUCCACCUGGCCGCGGAGAACGGACACAAGGAAAAUGCAGACAUCCUACUGUGGCAUAAAGCCUUCGUCAACGCCAAGUCCAAGCUGGGCGUCACGCCGCUGCACCUAGGAGCACAGAACGGUCACAACGAGCUGGUCAAGUUGCUGAUUGGUACUCACAAUGCUACCAUCGAUGCCCUCUCACUGGCAAAGAAGACACCACUUCACAUGGCGGCCCAGUGCGGUCAACUCCAAGUCUGUGAGACCAUGCUGAAAUUGAAGGCAGACUCCAACGCUACUGACAUGCAUGGGCAGACCCCGUUGCAUCUGGCAGCCAAGAACGACCAUGCGGACAUCGUCAAGUUGUUUCUCAAGCACAAACCGGAGCUAGUCACCAUGGCCAACUCGGAUGGAUCCACAUGCGGGCACAUCGCUGCAUCCAAGGGUAGCGUCGCUGUCAUCAAGGAACUGUUAAGAUUCAACAAAAUAGGAGUCUGCACGACCAAAAACAAGACCAAUGACUCGACAGCAUUGCAUCUGGCGGCUGCCGGGGGUCACAGAGAGGUGGUGUCUGUCCUGAUUGAUAACGGAGCCUCACCAACUGAGGAGAACGCUGACGGUAUGACAGCUAUCCACCUGGCUGCCAAGAACGGGAACGUGACAGUCCUGGAAGCUCUGAAGGGCAAGGUCUCGUGGAAAGCCCCCAGCGUCAAGACCGGACUGACGGCGUUACACAUCGCCGCUCACUACGGACAGAGUGACUUUGUGCGGGAGAUGCUGACCAAAGUACCGGCGACCGUCCGGAGCGAGACGCCGGCCUCCAUGCCGGGGGAUCUCAAGGAGAUCUCUAUCCAGGACCAUGGCCUGACGCCGCUUCAUCUCGCCUCCCAAUCAGGCCACGAAGGACUUGUUAGAUUACUGCUGAAUUUCCCCGGUGUCCAACCCGAUUUACCUACACAGAUACUGGGCACAAUACCGCUCCACCUUGCCUCCCAAAGCGGCCACACAGCCGUCGUGGGCCUCCUCCUCAGCAAAUCAACCACGCAGCUGCACGUCAAGGACAAGCGAGGGCGCACAGGGCUCCACCUAGCCGCGGCCAACGGACACUACGACAUGGUGUCAUUACUGCUCGGACAAGGCUCGGACAUCAACGCAUUUGAUAAGAAUGGUUGGACACCACUCCAUUUCGCUGCCAAAGCCGGUUUCCUGAAUGUCGUCACCCUCUUGGUAGAGAGCGGAGCCUCUCCGAAGUUUGAGACCAAGGAUGGGAAAGUAGCCAUUUGCUACGCAGCGAUGGCCAAUCAUCUUGCCGUACUCAGCUACCUGAUGAAGAAAGAUCACAACACACAACACCUCAUGGAGGAUAGAAAGUUUGUCUUUGAUUUGAUGGUCUGUGGUCGUUACAACAACAAUGAGUCCAUCCAGGAGUUCAUCCUUCGAUCACCGGCGCCCAUCGACACAGCAGCCAAACUCUCCAAGAACUUUCGCCUGCAGUCGGCCCGCGAGAAGGAACGGGCCCGUGACCUGACCGAAGCGAGUGCAUUCUGCGAGUGCAUGGCGGUGGAUCUACUGUCGGUGUCUGCGAGCACGAGCAGUGCGGGUCACUUGCUGCGAUCGGUAGACAGCCGAGGCAUCACGUUCCUGGACAUUCUGAUCGAAUGCGAGGAUAAGGAGGUGGUGGCGCAUCCGUCAGUUCAACGGUACCUCUCCGAUCUCUGGAUGGGGAACCUGACCUGGGCUCCUUGGCAGAUCUUCCUCCUGUUCAUCAUCUUCAUCAUUGCCCCGGUGUGGGUCAUGCUGUCUUUGCCUCUCAAGUAUCGCUUCAACAAACUCCCCAUCAUCAAGUUCAUGGGUUACUUGGUGUCUCACAUCUAUCUCAUCGUCUUACUGUGCCUGACAACGGUGAUCACGCCGUUCAUCGAGGAGUUCAUCCGAACCAGAUCGCUGAUACCGACCUGGUACGAGUGGCUGUUGCUCGUCUGGUUGACUGGGCUCUUAGUUUCAGAGAUCACCAAUCCCGGCGACCGGCAGGGUCUGGGUUGGAUCCGCGUCGUCACUCUUGCAUUCUCCUCCGUAGCCUGUAUCAUGCAUGUCGUGGCCAUCCCGUUCGAAGGCGACACCCGACUCUACAUGAUCUACGCUCGCAACCAAUUCUUCGCCUGGUGUUUGCUGUUCACCUUCACCAGUCUACUAGAGUUUCUCUCCUUCCACCACCUCUUCGGCCCCUGGGCGAUCAUCAUCCGUGACCUCAUGAAAGACCUGGUCCGGUUCAUGGUCAUCCUUCUCAUUUUCCUUGUCGGUUUCAUGCUGCACCUCUCCGCCGUCUACCAGCCGGUCUACCCACUGACAGAUGCAACCAGUAACAGCACUGACACCAUCCAAACCCCGAUCGAUACAUUUGUCAUUCUCUUCUUCUCCCUCUUUGGACUCGUGGAACCCGGCGAUCUGCCCAGUACGGUCCGCAGUCCCCCCUUCACAUUGGUCCUCGUCAAGUUUGUCUAUGGCACAUAUCUGAUCGUCACCCUCAUUGUGCUCAUCAAUCUCCUCAUUGCGAUGAUGAGCGACACCUACCAACGCAUCCAGGCACAGUCCGACACGGAGUGGAAGUUUGGCCGAGCUAAGCUGAUCCGUCAGAUGAACAAGUCAUCAGCCACUCCGGCCCCUCUCAACCUCAUCACCAAGCUGGUCAUGUACUGCAAGGCAGCCUACAAACACAAGGGUAAGGUGUGUAGCGCCCAAGCCAGAGACUACAUCAAUGAGAACGAAGAGAUGGAUGCCAUAUCCGACGCUAGAUCCGUCGAUCUGUUUGGGCAUCACACCCACUGGCUCAGAAAUGUCGUCCGUCGCAACACCCAGGUUGCACCUGAUGGUGGCUUCUUGCGGGCAGGUAACGGGAACGGACCAAACCGGAUCGAAGAGGUCCUCGACUGGGAUAAGGUGGUGAGACGUUACCUGGUCAUCAAGGGCUUGGAGGAAGAUCCUAAGCUGAACGAGGAUACGGAGAUGGAGGAUCUGAACGGAAACAGUAACAGUAACGCCGCACAGAAUACGAACACUAGCAAGGCUGACGGGGCCAAGAACUCUAACCAUGUAGUGUGACUGCGAAGAUGGAUGAGUGGUAGAGUGCGGGUGUCUGUGUGUGUACACUUGUGUUUAAUGACUGUUUAGCAAACUGUGGCUUGUUCGCCAGCUGUGGCUACGAACGCUAACAAGGCUCACGAAGACGAGAAUACUAACCAUGUAGUGUGACUGCGAAGAUGAAUGAGUGACGGAAUAUGAGUGUCAAUGUGUACACCGCUGUUGAAUGGGGAGUGUUUACCAAACAGUGGCUAGCCCCCAGCUUUGGAUUCAUCUCGAAGGAUCCUUUUGAAACCUCUAAACCAUUAGUUCCUAUCCCACUCCAAACCGCCCCAGUGCUCUAUGGUUUUCAUAGAUUCAUCAAGGAGAAAAUACAGUGUAAUACAAUGUGAUACACUGUAAUACAAUGUGAUACAAUGUAAUACAAUGUGAUGCAAUGUGAUACAAUGUGAUACAAUGUAGCACAGCCUAAUGGGUUAUUGGCCACCCAAAAUAGAUCUCCUCUAAAUUUGACCUCAAGAAGCAUACUGGAUAUUUGAUAUUCUCUGAAAAAGAAUUUGGCCGAACAAGAAGAAGAAUGCGGAGUUGAAUUGUGCAAAAUUUGCGAAUUAAAAGCGCAAAAACUUGCCGUGGUGUAACAAAUUCGCACUCGCUUUCUCACCGGGUAUGAACCUGCCUUAAGUCAGUGUCCCCCCAUGUCGAGGGCCUAGCUGUAAACUAAAGCCUAUUUGGGAAAAGCUUGGUUUGGCAAAGUGUAAAGUACCAGUUAUGGUAUUUAGUACUUAAGCUUUAAUAAUACUUGAUAUUUGUGGGUUCUGGAUUAGAUGAUACAAUAAUGUUAUUGAUAACUUCGGGAUUAGAUGAUACAAUAAUAUUAUUGAUAACUUUGAUGUUAUUUUGCAUUAAGAGAUGAAUAUGAAAUAAUGAAUUUAGGGUAUUAUUAAAAAAAAGUACUAGUUUUAAAAGUACUUAGUAGUACUCUUCAUAAAAGUACUAGUUAUAAAAGAACUUAAUUCUCUUAAGCACUGAAUCUCACAGAGGGAUACUUAUUACAUUUGGGAAGUUGAAGCGCUAUGUUUAAGUGCUUAGUGUACUUGGGUGCUCGUUGAAAGUGCCAAGUACAAUUAGGACUUGAGAUCACUUGAGUACUAAUAUAUCAACCAGAUGAAAAGCUUUUUUUUAGGACCAAAUUGUAUUCAUUUUCAGAAAAGAACAAUCACCUUGAUUAAAUCUUAAUUGAAAACCUUGAGAGUUGUACUUUAGUGUGCUAUUCAGAAUUUAUAUCAAUCUUAAAACAUCAUUCCAUCCAGACUUUUUGAGCCAGCUAAAAGUAUUUCUUGCCUUCACGCAUGACAUUUGGGUGAAACUGUUGCAUUGUGUUCUGAAGAUAAUUACGACAAAUUACAUUAAAGACAUUUACUUUGAUAAUUUAAACAUACAACGCUGCAAUUUUAAACAGCAUUUACCCAAGUAUUCAGCAUUAUUUCCCCGCUCAUCUCAAAUAUUCUAGCUGAAUUCAGUAUGGUUUGAAAUAUGUCUCCUUCAAGUUAACUUAUGGAACAUUAAUGUUUUAAUGAAAAUUAAAUGAAUUUGUUUUUUUAGGAUAGCGUAUAAGCAAAGAAAAUUCAUAAAAAAAUUGCCUGCGCUGUUUCAUAGACCUAUUUGUUACAAAAUCUCUUAUUUUUAACAAGCCAAAAUGUGACAUCUUUACAUCUUUUUUUAUAAUGAGCUAUUUCAUUGCUUACCUAUUUUUCUCCAAAUGUUUAAGUCUGUUAAGACUUCAUUUUUUAAUUUUUAGUUUUAAUUAACCUCAAAAUUACUUUCAAAAAGUUUUACUCGUUUUUUUUAUUUGAAAAUUAGUCGAAAGCGAAUUUUGGUGUGGUUUUUUUUUGUCAGCUAAGCAGAAUCAAGGAAAUUAUUUUUUUUUGACAGCAAACAUUUAAGACACGUUCUUUUGCUCAGUUGUCGACAAAGGCAAAAUAUUUUGAAAUACCCUACACAGAAAAAACAAGAAAUGGUGUACUGACAUUUUUGAAAUUUAGUAUUAGAAGUAAAAACUGUAAAAAAAAAAAAUUCUGUCUUUUUUUUUAUAACUGUAAAUGAAAUAUAUUUUAAACGAUAUUUACAUGCAUGUAUAUUAUAAUGUACAGUAGACUUAAUACCAAAACGGACUAUUUUUUAUGUCUUAAUACUUCACACCGAUAUUUAUUACCAGAAAAAGUACUUUGCUUGUAAAAGUUGAUGGUUCGUCAUUGUCAUCUGCAGGUUUUCAGAGUUUCUGGAAGUAUUAGUUGUUUCAAGUUCAGCAUUGUUGUUAUUUUUGUUCAUGUAUAAAUUAACCUAUCAAGGUAGAAUCGCGUAAAUGCAGCUUGUGAAAUAUUGUCCAAUUACAUGAUAUACAAAUGGACGCCGAACGCGCAAAAUCUGAGACAAACAAACUUAACGUACAAACUUCCAUAGGGUUGUCUAAGGGGCGUGGCUAACUCGCAAACAGCAAUAGGUUAAUUGUGACCAAGUCUGAGAAAUUACUGAAGGUAAUAUACGAGACAAUGCCAGCCUUGAAAUGCUGGUCCCCUAUUGCACAAAAUUCUAUUCAAUUGAUUCGGAACGGCUGAAAACUUUGUAGAGUAUGCGGUGGUGGUAACGUAAUGGAAACACAAAAUCCACUUUGUUUUUAUGGAGACUUGACUUAACGUGUAUCAUGAAAGUCCAUGAAAUAAGCGGAGCCGGACUAAUGCAUGUGUGGUGCAGUUGCUGCCUGGCAUACAUGAGAUAGGCAAGCUCCUUGAGGCUGUCCCCAAACCAAACUACAUAACAUCAGUGACGGUCAGUCAGUGAGAUAGGUAACCAGUCCAAUUCAUAAGUGACAGUCAGUCAGUGAGAUAGGUAGCCAGUCUAAUUCACAAGUGAUAGUCAGUCAGUGAGAUAGGUAACCAGUCUACUUCACAAGUGACAUUCAGUCAGUGAGACAGGUAACCAGUCUACUUCACAAGUGACAGUCAGUCAGGGAGAUAGGUAACCAGUUUAAUUCAGAAAGUGGCAGUCAGUCAGGGAGAUAGGCAGCCAGUCUAAUACACAAGUGACAGUCGGGGAGAUAGGUAACCAGUCUAGGUUCCCCCCCCCCCGCCCCCAUUUAUAAUCUUGAAUUGCACAAAAAACAAUGUAUCGGUUGCCUCCAGUGGCCCCCUUGAAAAAACUUGGUGCCCCACCCCCCGAAGGUUAAGCCUAGUUGCGCCGCUGUGCAUGCACAGCUAUAAUGUUGCUUUUUGGAAGAAGAAAAAGAAAGCGAAACAUAACCACCUGAAUGAAGAAAUAUAUUUUUUAUUAUACAUUCGUAGUCAGCCCCACUUUUAUGUUAAUUUGUAUUAUUACUGUUAUUGUUUAUUUAGUAAAAGCAUCGUGUUGAUUGAUUAUGGUCUUUAGUUGAUAAACUUUGACAUUGUGACUGUAAUUCAAAAAUGAAUAAUGUGUAAUAAGCGAAUUUGUAUUUAAUCUAAACGUGUAAUUGGAAAUGUACAUCCACAGCAUGCUUAAAAAAACAAUGGAAGCAAUCUUUAACUUUUGAAAUUAGCAUAAUAAAAAAGUAGCGGGGAUUUGUAAAUGAA
Molecule: messenger RNA, 8977 nt
Organism: Patiria miniata (bat star)
Lineage: Eukaryota; Metazoa; Echinodermata; Asteroidea; Valvatida; Asterinidae
Product: serine/threonine-protein phosphatase 6 regulatory ankyrin repeat subunit B-like
Biological process (GO): GPI anchor biosynthetic process; calcium ion transmembrane transport
Cellular component (GO): glycosylphosphatidylinositol-N-acetylglucosaminyltransferase (GPI-GnT) complex; membrane
Molecular function (GO): protein binding; calcium channel activity
Source: RefSeq, a predicted model, not a curated record